GGCCUCCGUGCUUCAAGCUCUUUUUUGCGACAGGCUCUUGUCUUCCGAGGGCUUGUAGUUAUCGGAGGCGGGUUGCCGAGCUAGCAACCGAAGGGUGUGUGGGUGUGUGUGUGUAUUGCUGCUGCCUUGUCUCGCCAGGGCUCGUGGAGGAGGAUCUAUCGAGGGACACACCAUGAGGAGGGUCACAGUGCAGCGCCUCGCGCUCCUCUCCUCGCGCUACACACACGCCUCGGCGCCACUGUCCUCUGCUGCUGCUCAAGGCGCCGCUGAGAAGUCGGCAGAGUCAGCCACUGGACAAAAUCAACAAAUCAUCUUCCCUAGGGAGGGUCCAGGAGUGAAUUAUGCACUUAACUGGGCUCUUUGCGCCAAGGGCAUUGCACCAAAAGGAGAGGCGUAUCGUAAUCUGAGAGGGUCCGAGCUGAAGAAGCUCAAUGCUAGUAUUCCAAAGCCAAGUUCAACCACCAAGGUUUAUGCUCGUGGUUCAUACACCGCGGGAGCUACAGAUAUUAGCAAAGCUCAGUUCAAUCGACUUUUCAAAGAGGUGACAGCAUUCCUUGCCAACUCUCAAAAGAUUUAUGUCCAUGAUGGUGCGGUUGGUUCAUCACCUUUGUCUGAUGCCAAAGUGCGGACCAUUUCUGACAAUCCGUCAAGUGCAUUGCUGUUCCGAAGCAUUCUAGAACCAGUUCCUACUCGCCAAGUUUCUUCACAAGUGUUUCCUUUUACAGUUUACAUUGCAUCAAACUACAGUCCAUCUGAUGUUGGCAGUGUUGGACUUUCUGCUGAGGAUAAGGCAGCCUUUGUAGUGAUCGAUUAUGAUCGCUCGGCCAUGAUCUUGGUGGGGAGUGCAUUUACAGAUGUUGAAACUAUCAAAAAGGCUUUGGCUGCCUUAACGGCACCCAGUGUCUUGUCUCGAGAUGCCCUUCCGCUGUCAGCACGUAUAUUGUCAAAUUUAGCAUUGAAGUACAAGCAGGAGCGGUAUGAUACUAUAUUUUGUGAAAAUACAUCAACAAGGCUCGUAAUUCAGGGAGGAGCAACAGUCGUCGUAUUUGCCCCAGAGUCGGUGAUCCAAAAGAACGCUGGAGUUCUGAAAGCAGCAGUAUCGCCUGAUCUUGGUGUAGUUUGGAGCAAGGAAGGGGUGGCCCGCCUUUUUGCGAGCAAAGACGCUGGGGCUCCCAACCUUUACAAAGCUCCUUCUUCCGUGGUGUUGGUAACCGCCGACAGUUCUGGAGCUAUUCCUGAAAUCUCGAAGGUCACGCCGGAAAAGGCGGGAGCAUUGUUCGUAGCAGGCUACAAUGGAGAUGAUUUUCAACCCGGUUAUCAAGCAGGUCCAGGGUCAGUGGAUCCAGUUGAGCUUGGAAAGGGAUUUACAGCAAUGUUGGAGAGCACAAACGUUCCAGCGUUUUUGGUAAACGCCAGCGUCUUAGCAGAGAAUGACCUCCUGAGUUACAUCGAAUCAACAGUUUCGGAGAAAUUGCCCAAGAGCAAGGGGAAGAAGCCUUCUGUCACAGCAGGUACUGGGCAGCCAAGCGCUGCCCCUGUCUCUGAAUCUAAGACACCUCAAUAAGGUCUUUAAGUGAACGCUCUUAGGUCGAAGUACAAGGAGUUCGUCGACAGAAGGUUUCCAGGCUUGCCAAAGGAGUUGAAUGUUUGAUGACGACGAGGAUAUGCUGAUCAAUAGCAUCACAUCAGGAACUAUUUUCUUGCUGUAAAUUAGUUGGUCAUUCCAAAGGAAAGGACAAGCUUGAGUCCGGUUGUCUUGAUUCAGUCUCAAGGGUACAUCAUGCCCUCAGUUAAAUAAAUGCAAAAUGGUGGGUUACGUUUUACUGACA
This is a messenger RNA of Physcomitrium patens, 1829 nucleotides long. RefSeq lists its product as uncharacterized. The record is from RefSeq and is a predicted model, not a curated record. Gene Ontology annotation, biological process: gluconeogenesis. Gene Ontology annotation, cellular component: cytosol. NCBI's taxonomy places the organism in Eukaryota, Viridiplantae, Streptophyta, Bryopsida, Funariales, Funariaceae. Gene Ontology annotation, molecular function: ATP binding; phosphoenolpyruvate carboxykinase (ATP) activity.